UGCCUCGCUCACCCACUAAUCAAAUUUGCUUUCCUGUCGAAUUCGUUCACUCACAAGUAGCCCACUCCACUCGCUGACAACAAAGCUUUCCUUCCACCAGAUUUCCCCACGAAUCUAUUCACUCAGAACGACCGCACAGCUCUCACGCACAAUGGCCGGCUCAAGGUUCCUUCCUCUCCUCGGGCUGCUGUGCAUCGCGCUGUGCUUCGCCUCCGCGCACGCACAGGUGAAGCCCACCAAGGCGCAGAUUAAAGCGGAGCUACAGAACAUGGCGAACGCCAUCACGAAGAAGUUUCCGAAAUACUCGAAAUAUGCCAAAGACAUCAACAAGUACAUCGGCCUCGCACUGAACUCCAAGUACGAUUUCACAGCGCUCAGCGACGCGACGCUCCUGCUCCCCAGCGACACGGAGGCGGAAGCCCUCGCUAAGAAGGUCCCCGUUAAGAGCUCUAACAUUCCCAAGAUCUACAACAUCACGGCGUACCACAUUAUCCGCAAGAAGUACACCGUUCCCGCGCUCAAGGUUCUCAAGAAGUCGCAGCCGUUGGCCACGCAGCUGAAGCAGGCGAUGUACAAGGUUUCGCAGCAGAAUGGUAACAUUGUUUCCUUCGCCAAGACUCCCAACGCCCCCCCUGCCGCUUGGACGACGAUCAAGAUCAUCAGGCUGUACGCGGGGAAGUACUUCAUUGCUCACGGCGUGGAUAAAGUCCUGAUUCCCACGAAUACGAAGGUGUAAAUUCUUCAGGCCUGUCUGCAGAAUUACUAGAGAUCGGUUCCCAGUUGACAGUCGGUCAUGCUGCGGGUUCAACCUCUGAACUAGAGAUGACUGGAGGUCAACUAGGCACCAGGGCAGACGCUUCUCUGGUGGUUUCAUGAGGGGCAAAGUAUCCUCCUUAGGCAGCUCUUGAAAUUUCUUGACCUGAACAAUGGUUCUUUACCAACUUUUCGAGAGAGCAUUUGAUGUAAUACUAUUAUUACACAAUGUUUCAUGCCAAAGAGCCCUGUAUUCACCUCAUAUACA
Molecule: messenger RNA, 1021 nt
Organism: Closterium sp. NIES-67
Lineage: Eukaryota; Viridiplantae; Streptophyta; Zygnematophyceae; Desmidiales; Closteriaceae
Source: the annotation of a GenBank genome assembly